UGGUUCCCAUGGCGACGAGGACCCACGCGCCCCAACGGCUUAGCAACUGUUCUGUCCCAGACUUUGGUCAGGCCACUGGAGUCCGUCAGUUUCCCCAUUCCGACUGCUGCCCAAAGCCAAACGAAUCCUGGCCCACGGCAUGGGCGACCUGGAGCUGCUGCUGCCUGGGGAGGCUGAUGUGCUGGUGCGGGGCCUGCACAGCUUCCAGCUCCGGGAGAUGGGAUCCGAAGGGUGGAAUAAGCAGCAUGAGAACCUGGAGAAGCUGAACAUGCAAGCCAUCCUUGACGCCACUGUUAGCCAGGGUGAGCCCAUCCAGGAACUGCUGGUCACCCACGGGAAGAUCCCAACACUGGUGGAGGAGCUGAUUGCUGUGGAGAUGUGGAAACAGAAGGUGUUCCCGGUGCUAUGCAAGCUAGAGGAUUUCAAGCCCCAGAAUACUUUCCCCAUAUACAUGGUGGUACACCAUGAGGCCUCCAUCAUCAAUCUUCUAGAGACGGUGUUCUUCCACAAGGAGGUGUGUGAGUCAGCAGAUGACAAGGUAUUGGACCUCGUGGACUAUUGCCACCGAAAGCUGAUACUGCUGGUGGCCCGGAACGGCUGUGGUGACCCAUCUGAGGAGGAACGGCCCCAGGACAGUACCCCUAUGCAAGAGCUGCAGAAACAGGCCGAGAUGAUGGAAUUCGAGAUCUCACUGAAAGCCCUCUCGGUCCUCCGCUACAUCACAGAUUGCGUGGAUAGCCUUUCCCUGAGUACCUUGAACCGCAUGCUCAGUACUCACAACUUGCCCUGCCUCCUGGUGGAGCUGCUGGAGCACAGUCCCUGGAGCCGGCGGGAAGGAGGCAAGCUGCAGCAAUUUGAGAAUGGCCGCUGGCAGACAGUGGCCCCCUCAGAGCAGCAAAGGCUGAACAAGCUGGAUGGGCAAGUGUGGAUCUCGCUGUACAACCUGCUGCUCAGCCCUGAGGCCCAAGCCCGAUACUGCCUUACCAGCUUCGUGAAGGGACAGCUGCUUAAGCUUCAGGCCUUCCUCACGGAUACACUGCUUGACCAGCUGCCCAACCUGGCCGACCUGAAGGGUUUCCUGGCCCAGCUGGCCCUGGCUGAAACCCAGCCCCCUAAGAAGGACCUAGUGUUGGAACAGAUCCCAGAAAUCUGGGAUCGGCUGGAGCGGGAGAACAAAGGCAAAUGGCAGGCUAUCGCUAAGCACCAGCUGCAGCACGUGUUCAACCCCUCAGAUCAGGAUCUUCGCCGGCAGGCCCAGAGGUGGGCUGAAACCUACAGGCUGGACGUCCUAGAGGCCAUAGCUCCAGAGAGGCCCCGCUGUGCUUAUUGUAAUGCGGAGGCCUCCAAGCGCUGCUCCAGAUGCCAGAGUGUGUGGUAUUGCUGCAGGGAGUGCCAAGUCAAGCACUGGGAGAAGCACGCAAAGACGUGCGUUCUGGCAGCCCAAGGGGACAGAGCCAAGUGAAGGCUGCCGCAGCCGAGGGCCGACGGAGGAGCUCACCCAGAAUGUGACUCUGAGCCUCAGGAGCUCUGCCUGGUCCCUGUCAGACCUCAAUUUCCCUGGUGGUGAGCCCCGCUGAGUCAAGUAAAGCUGCAAACCACCACCACCCGACGUACACACAAGCAAAGACUCUUCACUUCCUGCCCCACCCAGCGAAUGCGCAGAGAACAGAACUCGGCCGCAGCAUCAGUAAACUGGCAGGCAGGGUUGGGGGGGCGUAAGCAAGGGCCGGAUGUGGAGACCCUCUUCCUUUAUCAGAGUAAAACGGACUCGUGAAAUGAA
Molecule: messenger RNA, 1780 nt
Organism: Peromyscus maniculatus bairdii (prairie deer mouse)
Lineage: Eukaryota; Metazoa; Chordata; Mammalia; Rodentia; Cricetidae
Gene: Zmynd10
Product: zinc finger MYND-type containing 10
Biological process (GO): outer dynein arm assembly; motile cilium assembly; inner dynein arm assembly
Cellular component (GO): centriolar satellite; cytoplasm
Source: RefSeq, a predicted model, not a curated record